AUGUUCAAGGUCACCAGGGCCCUUUCGAUGCAGCCCACACGCAUGAUGGCCAUGCAGCCGACGCGCAUGAUGGCUAUGCGCCAGAGCCCGCAACUCUUCAUGAGGCAGACCAUGGCGCUGCGCAAGCCGAUGCCCAAGGAGGAGCACGGCGCCCACACUGUAUCGCAGCGUAUCCGCCAGCUCAAGAACAUCCCCACUGAAAUCUGGCCUCUGAUUGUUGUUCUCGGCAUCGCCGUUGGCAUGGCCAUCUUCUCCAUCUUCCGAAAACUCUGGGUCGACAAGACGCUCCGCCUCAAGAGGCAGGGCAAGCAGGAGUAG
This is a messenger RNA of Exserohilum turcica Et28A, 318 nucleotides long. RefSeq lists its product as uncharacterized. Lineage: Eukaryota; Fungi; Ascomycota; Dothideomycetes; Pleosporales; Pleosporaceae. The coding region runs from base 1 to 318 and encodes 105 amino acids. The record is from RefSeq and is a predicted model, not a curated record. The transcript has 5 exons.